Molecule: messenger RNA, 467 nt
Organism: Trypanosoma grayi
Lineage: Eukaryota; Euglenozoa; Kinetoplastea; Trypanosomatida; Trypanosomatidae
Exons: 1
Source: RefSeq, a predicted model, not a curated record
CCACGCGCAAGGCGGUGCGGUGCCUGCAGCGGCGCCAAGCGACCAGGCAGCACGCGCCGGACGGCGUGCCGGCUUCCUACGGCCUGACGUGGCUGCAGCUCAGCGAGACGGUCGUGCGUGGGGACGAACAGCCGGAGGAGAACGGGGAGGGGCGCCGGUCGUGGGAGGAGCUGCAGCUCGAGCGUGUGGACGAGACGAAUCGGCGUGUUCUGCAGGUUGUUCGCGCGGCGCCGCCCAACAGCCUCAUCAUUGUUCUCGCGGCUGGCGCGCAGAGUCUUUCGUCGCUGCCGGCGUCCGGCCGGCCGCGCGGUGUCUGCUUUGCUUUCGUGAAGGACGACAAGGCGCCAGGGCCACCGACGGCGUGGCUCGAUGGCGAGGCCACAGCAUCAACAGCAACAACAGCGCAGGCAACAGCAAGGAGGGUUGACGGUGUGCCCGCGACACCACCGGUGUGUGAACCGCAAUAA